Molecule: messenger RNA, 1132 nt
Organism: Diabrotica balteata
Lineage: Eukaryota; Metazoa; Arthropoda; Insecta; Coleoptera; Chrysomelidae
Source: the annotation of a GenBank genome assembly
AUAAUAGACUAUUGGCCCAGUGAGUUUUGGGCUAUUUCUAUUAGUUAUUAGUUACCAUGAAGGCUUUUGUAUUAUGGACUGUAGCAUUAGUUUGGUUUUGUGUAGGUCAGACAUUAGGAUUUGGGACGGGGGCCGACUAUUACAAAGAAUGCGCAGAUUCGUUAGGACUCAACCAAGACUUAUUCAAACCAUUCGGCACUAACCGAACGCAGAUGCUUUGCCUGCAGAAAUGUGUAUUUGAAAAAGACGGCACACUAAAUAAAAAAGGACAUUUGGAAAAAUCAGACCUACUGGAACGCCUUUUCGCUACAUUAUUUGGCAACGAUAACCAAAAAAUAAAUGAUUUCAAUGCUUGCGUAAAGAACCUACUGCCCCGCGGAAAUGUUAAACAUUGUAUGGAUGUUGAUAAAAUAAUUUAUUGUAUAGUUUCCAAUAUGCACCUUGCGUCUCCAUUUCUGGGUCCCGCAUAUCCUAAUAUCGGGGGAAUACAAGCGGGAGGAGGGUUUGGAGGCUUAGGAGGAUUUGGAAAUAUUGGAGGAGUCGACAACUUAGGAGGAUUCGGGAAUCUAGGAGGUUUCGGAAAUCCAGGAGGAUUCGAAAAUCCAGGAGGAUUCGGAAAUCUAGGAGGAUUUGGAAAUCCAGGAGGAUUUGAUUUAAGUGGAUCUGGACAUUUGGGACCAGAACAUUUAAACAGUGAUUUUGUAGCACGUUCGAAUAAAUUACCAAAUGAAAAAAAUGAAAAAAAUGCCUAAGACAUUGGGAAACAUAUUUGCAAUUGAAAAGGCGAGUGGAAGAAUGGUGCAUGUAACAUUUAAUACAUUUUAAGAUAUUGAAUAGUUCAAAGAUGGAUUUAAGUAUUUUAGGUGGUAGGUUUGAGUCCUAAAGCAGUCUAUAACAAUCCCUUUUGUCAAUAUCUCAAAAUGUAAACAGAUGUACCAUGACAGAUUUUUCCACUAACCUUUUCACUUGAUGUAGCUAUUACCUCCUAUAAAUUCUAUAAUUUUUUUGAUAUUUUUGACAUAUUCGACACCGCAAGGUAUUAGUGAGCAGAAUACAAAAUCUUUAAAUUCAAAAAUAUUGUAAUGCCAACUUUACAUAUCUGUCAUCCAUAAAUAAAAAAUUAUAAGGAUUG